This is a messenger RNA of Anneissia japonica, 1322 nucleotides long. Its product is annotated as succinate dehydrogenase cytochrome b560 subunit, mitochondrial-like. Gene Ontology annotation, biological process: tricarboxylic acid cycle; mitochondrial electron transport, succinate to ubiquinone. Gene Ontology annotation, molecular function: electron transfer activity; succinate dehydrogenase activity. Gene Ontology annotation, cellular component: membrane. The record is from RefSeq and is a predicted model, not a curated record. NCBI's taxonomy places the organism in Eukaryota, Metazoa, Echinodermata, Crinoidea, Comatulida, Comatulidae.
GGCAUCAUGCCGCCAGCAAUUUUACAAACAACUGCAGCCAAGACAGGUUGGAAAAUUUAGAAUGGCAACAACUGCAAGAGAAGAGAUGAAGGCUUUUUGGAAACGAAAUGAGCGCCUCAGGAGACCUGUAUCACCUCAUGUCACAAUUUGGAAAUGGCAGCUUCCCGCAAUCAUGUCAAUCGUGCACCGUGGUAUGGGUAUAGCUUUAACUACAGGUUUAUAUGGAUUUGGAAUAGUUAUGCUCAUGGUACCAACAAACUUUGCAGACACGUUAGAUAGAAUCAAGUCCUGGUCAGUGGGGCCAGCUUUGAUAUCAACUUGUAAAGCUGGCAUUAGUGUCGCCGCUGUUUACCACACCUUCAAUGGAGUCAGGCAUUUGAUGUGGGAUACAGGUCGUGGGUUCAACAUGCACAUCCUUUACAGAUCAGGCUUUGUAGUUAUAGGACUUUCUGCUGUGUCUGCUGUUGCCCUCUUCUUAUGGAAACCUUAGAUAUGAAUGGGCAAAAAUUUGAAAUAUCUACCUGUACCAAGAGUCAACAGAGUAGCAGUUGUUGGAAUAGCAAUGGAAUUUACAAAAACUGUAUAGACUUUCAAAAUCUGCUUCAAAAAUGUUUGAUUUAGAAACUAAAGUGAUAGAUAUUGAGAUAUUCAAUUAAUUUGAAUUAAUAAAUUAUGUUUUGAUUUUGAAAUGUUGAGGUUUUUCAUUUAUAUAUGUACUGUAAUAUAUACUGGUACGUUACUUUACAGGUCUACCAUGUUGUAUAACUUUGUAAACCAUGCUGGGGUUACAAAGCUAUACUGUAUUAAUUUUAUAAUUCAAAAUUGGCCUUUCCAGUGUGUCAAUCAACUGACCAAUCAGAAUAUUGCUAAAAUUAUGUGCUUUGUGGGCUUAACAGAAAGGACAGCUUAGGUCACAAUUAUUUAUUAAUUAAUAUUUUGUUAGCAACCAUUUAGUUGAGAAAAACCUAUGAAGUAAUCACAAUAUUCAAAAUGAAAACAACGCUGACAGUUAUUCGGAAAUUCAUAUACUGUAUUUCAAAUUUAUUUUUUCUAUGGCUAGUUAAAUUGCAUUUAAAAAAUUCAUAAAUAUUUAUUAAUUAAUGAUUGAGUGUGCAGUGAAAAGUUAGCAUCCUUAAAAAACGUAUAAAAUUAUGGACCUUAAAUGAAAAAAAUGUAUGAAACAUGUAAACUUAACUUGCACCACACAUCAUGCAUCAGAUCUGUUUGUGAAUUAUUUAUCAAUGCAUCGUAGUUCUUAAAUCCAAAAACAUUUUUGUUAAGUGUACAAUCAUGGCAAUUUAAACACGUCUGUAUUAAUAAUA